AAAAUUUAUUUGCGCAUUUCAAUAUUUUUAAAUAAAAAGAAUACGAUUAGGAAACAAUUUUGCGAAAGGACGAAGCUACGUCUACUUUUAUCAAAAGCCGAAAACUACUACUAACCUGAACUUGUUUCACGCAUAGCAAGUUUAUUUCUCUUUCAAUACUUCCUUCAUCUACAUACUUACAUAUGUAUGUAUAUAUUCACAUAUCACUGUAACUUUCUAAAACACAUUUGAUAUUUCGGGUUAUCAUAAUAAAAUUACAAAUUCACUAACCAAAAAUAUAAAUUGUUUGACUUGCGCAGCAAAAAGGGCUUCUACUGUUAACCGACUGAUAACCGAAAAAUGGCUUUCGGACCGCCUACGCGCCGAUUACUUGUAUUAGAUUUUGACGAGACGUUAACGUCUAUAGAUCCGGUAUUCCUCCUACGCGAUUUGCUACCCGUAAAUCGACGGCCCAAAGAGCCUAAUUUUACGAGAGUUGGCUGGAUUGACUAUACGAACUCGCUAUUAAGAGAGCUGUGCUCAUCAGGCUUUUCAGUGGUAGAGUUACGGAGCCUCAUUGCGGCCAUACCGCCAGUUCCCAGUAUGGUGGAAUUUGUGCAACAUCUAUACGAUUCGUGUGAUCCCAAAUACGACAUCAUCAUUAUAAGCGACACCAGCUCAAUUUUCAUUCAGGACUGGCUUGCCAAUCAUAAACUGACCAAAUGUAUCAAAGCCGUUUUCACGAAUCCAGCUUUCGUUGUAAGCAACGAUGGGCUCUUGAUGCGACCCUACCACAGUAACACGUGCCCGUUAAGUCCACCUAACAUGUGCAAGCGUUCCAUUCUGGAGAACUAUGUGUCGAAGCGACAUGAAAUGGGCAUCAAUUACGAACGGACGAUUUUCGUUGCGGAUGGCGCGCAUGAUUAUUGUCCUAUGUUGGGUAUACGUAGAGAUGAUAUAGUGUGUGUUCGCAAGGGAAAGGAUUUGGAGCAGAGAGUACGUUGCUACCGCAGAAAGUGCAAGGUACGGCCGCUGUUAUUGUUGUGGAGUACUGGACAUGAGUUGCUGUCGUUGCUGGAGUCAGUAAUGGACUGCGUGGCUAUUUCAUGUUUUUGAGCGUU
Anastrepha obliqua is the source of this 1100-nucleotide messenger RNA. RefSeq names its product pyridoxal phosphate phosphatase PHOSPHO2-like. The record is from RefSeq and is a predicted model, not a curated record. NCBI's taxonomy places the organism in Eukaryota, Metazoa, Arthropoda, Insecta, Diptera, Tephritidae. Bases 340 to 1095 code for a protein of 251 amino acids. Gene Ontology annotation, molecular function: phosphatase activity. The transcript has a single exon.